Molecule: messenger RNA, 966 nt
Organism: Fusarium falciforme
Lineage: Eukaryota; Fungi; Ascomycota; Sordariomycetes; Hypocreales; Nectriaceae
Exons: 7
Coding region: 1-966 (321 amino acids)
Biological process (GO): L-valine catabolic process
Cellular component (GO): mitochondrion
Molecular function (GO): 3-hydroxyisobutyrate dehydrogenase activity; NADP binding; NAD binding
Source: RefSeq, a predicted model, not a curated record
AUGGGCAAUCAUAUGUUCAAUAACCUUGUGUCGAGAUACAGGAACCCAGAGAGUGGAAAUGAGGUCGGAUUCGCAUUGUAUGAUGUGAACCAGGCCGCAGUAGACAAUAUCAUUAAAUACCACGACUCUGAGCACCCCAAUGUGCCUCUCACUAGUUGCUCAUCACCUUACGAUGUAACACAGAAAGCUUCUACUAUUAUCAGCAUGGUUCCUACUGGAAAGCACGUCCAGGAGGUCUAUGUUGGCGAAGGGAAGAGUGUCCUGAGCGCUCUCAAGGAUAUAAGUCAAGAUCAGCGCGCAGAAACUCUCUGCAUUGAUCAGUCUACCAUUGAGCAAAGUGUCAGCAAGGCAGUCGCCUUGCAGCUGCGACAAAUCGGGGCAGAUCUGGUGGACGCCCCAGUCUCAGGAGGUGUCAUUGGUGCAGAGAAAGGCACAUUGGCAAUCAUGGUUGGCGGAUCCAAGACCUCCUACCAUCGCUCUGUCCCCGUCCUGCAAUCCAUGGCUCGCAAGGUCACAUAUUGUGGUGACCUCGGUGCUGGACUUGCCGCGAAGAUUUCGAAUAAUCUUCUACUUGGCAUCACCAUGCUUGGCUUGAGUGAAGCGAUGCUACUGGGCAAAAGGCUCGGAGUUGAUCCGCAAGUACUUGCCGACAUCAUUAACAGCUCCACGGGGCGUUGCUGGUCCAGUGAAAUCAAUCACCCGGUCCCUGAGGUCAAAGCCGGAGACUCUAGCCCUCCAGCCCACCGGAAUUACGAGGGCGGCUUCGUUACUAAACUGGCUCACAAGGACCUUGCUCUCGCUAUUUCGGCUGCCGAAGAGGCCAAUGUCCCUCUCGCGGUGGGACGGUGCGUUGAGGAGACGUAUAGACCACUGGCCAGGUCCAAGGAGUUUGGAGACCGAGACUUUAGUGUGGUCUACGAGGCUCUUGAUUCUCUGGGCUCCGCUGCGCGGAACUCCAAGCUAUAG